Sclerotinia borealis F-4128 is the source of this 426-nucleotide messenger RNA. NCBI's taxonomy places the organism in Eukaryota, Fungi, Ascomycota, Leotiomycetes, Helotiales, Sclerotiniaceae. The record is from the annotation of a GenBank genome assembly.
AUGUUCCGAUUCCAUAAAACUCUCGAUGUCGUUACUCUCUUCCACAAGGCAAGCUCUCCAGCUUCCUUGAGAGCUCAUACCAUUUUGAAGCAAGCAUCUGCCAAUGCCGCCGCAACUGCUACGGAAGAUCAAGCUAGUGAUCACUCUGCCCAAACCAAUUUUAAAAGACAAGAAUUUGAACUGGAAGUCACCGAAGCUGCCCCAACCCCAGAUCAACUAAGGAGCAUUCUCGAAUUUAUGGGUGUAUCAAAGGUCAGCAGUCUUAUUACAGGAGCAAAGAACGAAGUGGAUGCUUUCCGAUUGAUCAAAUCCAAUGAAGAUAGUUUCCAAAGACCUCUGACUGUGGAUUGGAGUAAUGGAAGAGCAGUAGCUGGGGAUAAUGAAUCUGAGAUAUUGAAGAUGCUCAAUGAACUUCCCAAAAACUAG